Messenger RNA from Penicillium cosmopolitanum, 498 nucleotides. RefSeq names its product class v protein. The record is from RefSeq and is a predicted model, not a curated record. NCBI's taxonomy places the organism in Eukaryota, Fungi, Ascomycota, Eurotiomycetes, Eurotiales, Aspergillaceae. The transcript has a single exon. The coding region runs from base 1 to 498 and encodes 165 amino acids.
AUGGACUGCGUGUAUGGCUAUAGUGAUCUGGAUGACUGUGAUUCAUGCGAAGAAAUUCCAUCCGGUACGUGGCCGUGGGUUGAUUAUGUGGAUCUCAGCAUCAGCAAACGCGAGGACGCCGAGCUACCUAAUGAGGAAUUCCAGCCUUCUCAUCAUCAUGGAUUCUCUCAUGAACACCAUGCUCAUUCAGAACUACAUCGACGAGUGAGCGGCUUGGUCACGCUUUCAAGAAAGAAAGUCUCAGUAUGUGGUGAUGAGAAGUGGUAUGUUGAUGGGAAUGGCCGAUACCCUGCCUUUCCCAAGGAUGCGCAGAGACCCUGGGAUGGCAUCGAAAAUGGAAGGUGGGACACUAUAUCCCGGUACUGGGGAAACAGCUCGCAGUCCUGCACCAAUUGGGCCGUUUUCGAGAAGCCCGUGGCGGAUAGAGUGUGGGUGGGACCUUCUAUUCUGUUCCCUCUUGGGAGUAUGGAGAGAGCCCAGUAUCAGAGUACGUAUUGA